AUGCUUGAGGGACCAAAGUUCGACGUGCUCCCUGUUGGCAAUCACAACAACGACAACAAUUACUAUGCCUUCACGCAAGACUUUUAUCAGAAGCUCGGUGAGGAAGGUACAAACAUGUCAAUGGAUAGUAUGCAGACAAGUAAUGCCGGAGGGUCUGUGUCGAUGUCUGUGGAUAACAGCAGCGUUGGUUCAAGCGAUGCUCUUAUUGGCCAUCCCGGUUUGAAGCCUAUGCGCCAUGUCUACUCUCUCUCCGUUGGGCAAAGCGUAUUUCGACCGGGAAGAGUCACACAUGCACUUAACGAUGAUGCCUUAGCACAAGCGUUGAUGGAUAGUAGCUAUCCGACCGAGGGACUGGCGAACUACGAAGAGUGGACAAUAGAUCUGAGGAAACUUCACAUGGGUCCCGCUUUUGCUCAAGGGGCAUUUGGUAAGCUUUACAAAGGGACUUACAAUGGAGAGGAUGUAGCGAUUAAGCUCCUGGAGAGGCCAGAGAACAGCCCGGAAAAGGCACAAGCCCUGGAGCAGCAGUUUCAGCAGGAGGUUUCUAUGCUCGCGUAUUUAAAGCACCCCAACAUCGUUAGGUUUAUCGGCGCGUGUAUAAAACCGAUGGUGUGGUGCAUCGUGACUGAAUAUGCAAAAGGAGGUUCGGUGAGACAGUUUUUGACGAAGAGACAAAACCGAGCUGUGCCUUUGAAGUUGGCUGUGAAACAGGCGUUGGAUGUUGCCAGGGGUAUGGCUUAUGUCCACGAGCGCAACUUCAUACACCGGGAUCUAAAGUCGGAUAACCUCCUCAUUUCAGCUGAUCGGUCCAUCAAGAUUGCUGAUUUCGGCGUUGCAAGGAUUGAAGUUCAGACUGAAGGGAUGACACCAGAGACUGGGACUUACAGAUGGAUGGCCCCGUAA
Thlaspi arvense is the source of this 903-nucleotide messenger RNA. Lineage: Eukaryota; Viridiplantae; Streptophyta; Magnoliopsida; Brassicales; Brassicaceae. The record is from the annotation of a GenBank genome assembly.